UGCAUAAAUUCAUAUUACUGGCCUUUAGAGAGACCUACACUGGAUGCUUUGUGUUGACGAGUUCUAACACAAAACCAUCGUGCUAUUUGCUUAAAGAUGCCAGCUGUUUAUGUUACACUCGAUUAAAAAGUGAAAGGAUUGUGUGUAUUGUUCCGUGUUUAAGGAGUUCGGUUGUGACUUUAAAAAGUUCUUCAACAACAGUGUUACGGUAAGCAGCUAUGGCCGUGGGCCCGGUGGACCCCAGAGAGGUGCUAAAAGGAGUUGAAGCUCUGCUGGGGAAGGAUGGAGAGCUACGAAGCCUUGAGGGAGUUGCUAAAGUCUUCAGUCUCAUGAAGGCCUCGCAUAAAAUGGUCAGCAGAUGCAUGUAUCUGAACAUCUUACUGCAGACAAAAUCACAUGAUGUACUUAAUCGGUUUAUUCGAGUUGGAGGCUACAAGUUGUUGAACUCUUGGCUCACCUACUCAAAGACCACCACUAACACCCCCCUGCUGCAGCUCAUACUGCUCACCCUGCAGAAACUCCCCCUGACUGUGGACCACCUCAAACAGAACAACACAGCCAAGCUGGUGAAACAACUGAGCAAGAGCGGUGAGACAGAAGAGCUGAGGAAGCUGGCGUCAGUGCUGGUGGAUGGCUGGAUGGCUAUUAUCCGCUCUCAGAGCGUCUCCAGUGGAGCGUCACCCAACGACAAGAAACGGAAAAAGGAGGAUGGAAAAGUGCGUCCGGAGGUGAAGCCCCGAGAAAAAGGAGCAGAUGAGGAGAAGAAGAAAGACAAACCAAAAGCUUAUGCUCCAAGUCACGCAAAGAUCCGCUCUACAGGUUUGGAGGUGGAGAGUCCAGUUCCAGUUCCUGUAAAGAAAACCCCCUCUGCACCCCUGCUUGGAGACAAAUACAACAUCAAGCCAGCUGUUCUCAAAAGACCAAGCACAUCGCCAACUGAUGCACCACCAGUGGAGAAGAAAUACAAGCCCCUUAACACCACCCCCAACUCUGCCAAAGAGAUCAAAGUCAAGCUUAUACCCCCACAGCCAAUGGAAGCCACUGGAUUUUUGGAUGCCCUCAACUCCGCUCCAGUGCCUGGCAUCAAGAUCAAGAAGAAGAAAACAAAAGCAGUUUCCCCUACCACUAACAAGCCCUGUCCGUUUGACGGCAGGCCGCAGUCGUACCCGGGUACACAGGCCAAACCGUCUUCCCCUGAGACGCCCUCAUCUCAGACACCUCCUCAUGAGAACCAAGAGCUGGAGCAGCCUGGCACACCCGUGCCCACCGAGGACCCUGAUGCAAUGGAAACUAGUGAAAAACCCAAUGCUCUGUCUGAACCUCGCGGUGAGGAGGAGGGUCUGACUAAGAAAGGAAAGAAAAAGAAAAGCGUUCGGUGGGCGGAAGAGGAUCAUCUCAAAGAGUACUUCUACUUUGACCUGGAUGAGACUGAGAGAGUGAACGUUAAUAAAAUUAAGGACUUCGGCGAGGCGGCUAAGCGGGAGCUGAUGAUGGACAGGCAGACGUUUGAAAUGGCUCGUCGUCUUUCUCACGACACCAUGGAGGAGAGGGUGCCCUGGACUCCUCCGCGACCUUUGACCCUCAUAGGCAGCCUGGUCAUUCCUGGUUCCAGCAGCAGAGAGAAGAUGAUCCAGAGAGACAGAGAGAUGGGCAUUCUGCAGGAGAUCUUCCUCAGCAAAGAGAGUGUUCCAGACUGUCCUCAUGAGCCAGACCCUGAGCCGUAUGAGCCCAUGCCUCCUCGUCUCAUCCCACUGGAUGAGGACUGCAGUAUGGAGGAGAACUACAUGGAGCCCGCUGACACUGCUGCCUCCGGCAGCUCUUCAGUCUCUAAUGAAGGCUCCAAGCUGCCUCCUGUUCUAGCUAACCUCAUGGGAAGUCUGGGCAACAGCGGCCGCAGCCCUCAGGCGCAAGGCAACACCCCACCAGCCAGUAACAACCCCGCUGUUAAUGUGCAGGAACUGCUCUCAUCUAUCAUGGGUGCUCAGGGAUCUAACCAGUCUCCAGAGGACCUGAUCAAACAGCCUGAUUUCUCGGAUAAGAUCAAGCAGCUUUUGGGCUCCCUGCAACAAAACCAGAACCAGAAUCAGAACCAACCUGCUAAUGCUCCACCAAUGAACACGGGUCUGCUUGGCCAUGGCCCUGGCCCUGGCAUGAACAUGAACAACAUGAACAACAUGCCGAUGCCCAUGAAUGGUGGUUUCCCUCCAAACAAGCCCCCUGGACCACAUUUUAACCAUCCUCCUCCUCCUCCUCCCCACGGCCACGGGCACGGGCACGGCCCACCCUUCAACGCCGGCGGCCCACGCAUGAUGGGUCCUCCGCCCGGUCCACAGGGCCGCGGGGCGGACAACGGCAACUACUGGGGCGACGACUCCAUGAGAGGAGGCCCACCCCGGGGAGGACACUUCCACCGGGGGAGAGGGAGGGGAGGAGAUCCGGGCUUCAGAGGACGAGGGGGACGCGGAGGACCACGCGGGGGACACAACAACAUGGGCGACAUGUCAAAGAGGCCAGUGUGUCGCCACUUCAUGAUGAAGGGAAAUUGUCGGUAUGAAAAUAACUGUGCGUUUUACCACCCCGGUGUAAACGGACCACCACUUCCUCCCCAGCACGGACACUAACACACCAAAAACUGCUGUUCCUUGAACUCACCACUAGUGGGCAACAGGACUCAAAAUGAGCCUCAUGUACAGAAACUGAAACAGGGGACGUUUGCGUCUGUGACAGCACAAUCCCACCUACUUCCUCCGACUGGACAGUUGCUUCAUUGGAUCUGAACAUUAAUAUUUCUUCUCCAUUUUACACUACUUUCCCUCAUCUGGAAAGCUGUGAGAAGAUCUGAGAUCCUCUAUGAAGAGACAGAUUACUUGACUUUGCGGCCUACGUGUAAAUAGGGAUUCCUGGAUAUGUAUAUUUUUAUUGUGAUUCUGUGUACCACUGACCUGACUGCUAAAGAUUGUACUACAUAACUCUGUAACCACUAGGACAGGAUGUAAAUAAUUGUCUUCAGCCAGUGGCGUACAGUUCCUUAAGCUUCUCCUGGUGGCCAAAACCCAAGAUACUGGAUGUGCAGUUUUCUAAACUAUAAUUCACACGUCAGUCAUUCUUUGCCUAAUGAAAUCGACACUUUGAAAAGUUAUUACAGCACAGAACUUUAAUUUUAAGAUUUUCUGGUUGAAUUCAAACCCUCUGACGUUGCCGUUCUGUUUGAUGUUUUAUUUUCAGGUUUCUAUUGAAGAGGGAGAAACCGUACUUCUAUGAAAUGUGUAGAUGCUUACAAAUUUCCAGAUUUUCCUCACACAUGGUCCUUGCUUUUUCAGUCCACGAUUUUUAGUUUCAAAAAUACUCAUACUCCGCUGCACUGAAAGGUAUUCAUGAAUUGGCAUUAUGUUCCCCCGAAUUGGAAAUGCUAUGUAUGCGAGGGGUUAAUACUAUUCAGAACCGCUACCUUUUGCAUUUUUGAAGUCCCACUGAAUACUUGAAUUGAUACUUUGUGAUGGAAAGUGAUCCUAGCCUGCUAAAGAAAUCUCAACUGUUGUUCUGUGUAGUGUGACAAUCAGGAGAAUUAGUGAUGAUUUCCUACUUGAUGUUGAUGCUAUGGCUUGAUUUGCUGUGCGUUCAUGUUCUCGAACCCGUGUGGGUCUGUCCCGCUCUAUCAGUGUUCAACUGAGCCUAACCUGGGCUACAAACCACUAUCAUCAAGGCCAAACAUAUUCAGGUGUUUUCUGUGAAAACAGUGGCCAUUGUCUCUUGUGGGACUCGAUUUUCUUUUUCUUUUUUUUGUUGGAUUUACUAUUUUCCCAUGAUUUUAUUUUGAUACAAGUCUGAUGAUUUUUUUUUCUUUCUAUUAUUGUCGGAGAGAUGUUUAUGUGUCAGAGCGCCGCAUAAACACAAUAAAAGGCACAUUCAGAAAUGUAAGGUGUUUUUCUACGUGUAAAUUAAUAAACAUUACGAAAUUCA
Onychostoma macrolepis is the source of this 3960-nucleotide messenger RNA. It is a transcript of the gene ppp1r10, whose product is annotated as protein phosphatase 1, regulatory subunit 10. Gene Ontology annotation, cellular component: nucleus. The transcript has 19 exons. The record is from RefSeq and is a predicted model, not a curated record. Lineage: Eukaryota; Metazoa; Chordata; Actinopteri; Cypriniformes; Cyprinidae. Gene Ontology annotation, molecular function: metal ion binding. The coding region runs from base 219 to 2621 and encodes 800 amino acids.